Messenger RNA from Bombyx mori (domestic silkworm), 5681 nucleotides. Its product is annotated as peroxisomal acyl-coenzyme A oxidase 3. The transcript has 13 exons. Gene Ontology annotation, cellular component: peroxisome. The record is from RefSeq and is a predicted model, not a curated record. Gene Ontology annotation, biological process: lipid homeostasis; fatty acid beta-oxidation using acyl-CoA oxidase. Gene Ontology annotation, molecular function: pristanoyl-CoA oxidase activity; fatty acid binding; FAD binding. Lineage: Eukaryota; Metazoa; Arthropoda; Insecta; Lepidoptera; Bombycidae. The coding region runs from base 210 to 2273 and encodes 687 amino acids.
AAGUGACGUAUCGCAAUGAAGAACGAAGGGAGGGUAUAUUUAGGACCGCCCACGAAAACUUAACUUACUAAAACGAUGUUUCGUAUUGAUGUUAACAGACGUUACUAAUUUAAAACUUUUAAAAGUGAUUUCAUCUCCCCGAUUGUCAGUCUUCACAUAGCGGCGAGAUUGCUGGUUUUUAAUAAGAAAAAUCUCUUUAAAUUUCGAGUAUGGAGGAUUUGAGUUUCAUACCCGAUCUUCCCAGCGGACCUCUGGAUGUAUACAGAAAAAAGGCAUCAUUCGAUUGGAAACGCCUUAAAUUAGCUAUGGAAGGAGACAUCGAUCUAUUAAGACUGAAGUACAAAAUAUGGCACACACUGGAGAAGGAUCCGUUAUUCGCACACAAGUCUGUGACGCCCAGCGUCGAGGAACAGAAAAGGAUAGCACAAUUGCAGUUAAACAAAAUAAAUGAAUACAAUUUUAUACCUAAGGAUUCACUCAAAGUUGGAUACAGCAAAAGGACGCGGGCAGUUAUGACGCUAAACGAAGCCAUCCAGUCGCUAAACCCUAGCGUAUCAGUCAAGAUGGCCAUAGGAAUGUACCUGUUCUCAAAUGCCAUUCUUUCAUUAGGAACGGAGAGACAUCUCAAGUUUUACGAAGCGGUCUUCUUUAACAGAGAAAUCCUUGCAAGCUACGCCCUGACUGAGAUAGCGCACGGGUCCGACGCGCGGCUGAUGCGCACCACCGCCACAUACGACCCGAUCCAGAAGCAGUUCAUCAUCAACACCCCCGACUUCGAGGCGGCUAAAUGCUGGGUCGGUAAUCUAGGCAGGACGUGCACGCACACGCUGCUGUUCGCGCAGCUGAUCACGCCGGACGGCGCCGGCCACGGCCUGCACGCCUUCCUGGUGCCGAUCAGGGACCCGGCCACGCUGGAGACCUACCCCGGGCUAGUGGUCGGGGAGAUGGGCGAGAAAAUCGGCGUUAAUGGAAUCGAUAACGGUUUCAUAAUGUUCAACCAGUACAGGAUACCCAGGGAAAACCUGCUCAACCGGACCGCUGACGUCACCGAGGAUGGCGUCUACGAGAGCUCCUUCUCCGACCCCUCGAGGAUACUCGGAGCGGCUCUCGAAAAUCUAUCUGCAGGUCGGAUCGGUAUAAUGCAGGAGAGCUGCCACUCGAUGUCAAGUGCCGUCGCCAUCGCCGUGCGCUACGCCGCCACCAGGACCCAGUUCGGCGAGCGAUGCCGGGAGAUACCACUCAUUGAGUACCAGCUCCAUCAAUGGCGUCUGUUCGGGUACGUGGCGGCCGCGGUCGUCUUCCGAGUCUACAUUGAGAGCUUCACGCGCGUGUACCUCGACAUUGUAGAGAAAUCGAAUGCCGGCAUCAAGGUGGACAACUUGAGCGAGGCGGUGUCGGAGAUCCACGCCAUGGUGUCCUGCUGCAAGCCGCUGCUCACGUGGAGCGUGCUGGCCGCCGCGCAGGAGUGCCGCGAGGCCUGCGGGGGACACGGCUUCCUCAAGGCCUCGAACCUCGGCGACAUCCGCAGCAACCACGAGCCCACGGUCACGUACGAGGGCGACAACAACGUGCUGUCGCAGCAGGCCGGCAACUGGCUGUUGCGACAAUACCACAGCGCCACCACCGCCGGCUCCGUCGACUCCCCCCUCGGGACCGUGCUCUUCCUCACCGACCUCACCGAGAUACUCAAACAGAAGUUCAUUCCCGACACUGCGGUCAAAUCGGAACACUUCCUGAUGUCAACAUACAAAUGGCUGAUCUGCUACGUGCUGAAGCAAACCCAUCAGAAGUACGAGUCGGAGCUGGACAAGGGCCUCAGCAAGUUCGAGGCCCGCGCCAAGUGCCAGGUCUACAAGUGGAAGACGUUAACCACGCUGUACGCCGAGUACUUGGCGCUGCUGUUCUUCCUUGAGGAGCUCCAGAAGAAGGAUGAAGAGCUCCAGCCGGUUUUGAGGAAGCUGUUCCUGCUGUACGGGCUGUGGUCGCUGGACGGUCACCUGGUGGAGUUGUACCAGGGCGGGUUUGCGGAGGGGGAGGACUGUGCGGGUGCAGUGCGCGACGCCGUGCUGCAGCUGUGCGCGGAGCUGGAGGGGGAGGUGGUGGGGGUGGUGGACGCGCUCGCACCCACCGACUUCGUGCUCAACUCCGUACUGGGGAACAGCGACGGGAAUCUUUACCAGAACCUACAGAAAACUCUGUUCAGUAAUCCUGGUGCCUUCGAACGAGCAAGAUGGUGGCAGGAAGUGGUCAAUGUACCAAAAUCCAAACUAUAACGACAACCAAUACCAAUAUUAAUAGUUUGAAAUAUGAUCGAAAUUAAAUUAUCGACUCUUAAGAUCUUAUAUAGUUAAUGUCGUGACGAGAUCAUCGUACGAGAUUUUUAUAUUAUUAUCUUUUUUAAACACUAGCAAAUGUGUAAAAUAAUAUGUUUUUUAAUUAUAUUUUCGUGUACAAAAAUAUUAACUGUAAUUAUGAUAGUAUUUAUGUUCCGAUAGAUCCUCAAUGCUAAUUAAAAGCACAAAGCAAGUAUGCUUAAAUAAUAAUAAGCUUUUAUAUCGAAUAAAGAAUGGACAUUUGUGAGAGGUCAACGAACCAUUAAGAACAUUUUAUAAUACAAAGAAUUUAAGAAAUAUGCAUUUAUUUACACAUGUAAUGUAAGGUUGUUGACGUCAUAUAUAUCUAAGUACGUGCAUGCCAGGAAAACGUUCCCGAAGAAGAUAGAAGUGAUUAUAUUUACAAUUUAAAUUACUAAAGCAAACUUAUUGUUCCAAAGAAUUCAGAGAGCAAUGUAGGAUGAACAAUAAUUCGUGGGUCAAUAACCGUGGGUAUUGUUAAGCUGUUUAAAAAUUGUUGGCUCCGUAAUUUAUAUAAGUGUGAUGCUGUCUGGCAAAAACGUAAAUACAGUCCGUAAAUGCAACCAACCGUGAGGAAGAUAACUAUGGCCCUUGUUUCCGUUCUCGGCGGGGAUUCCCUGCGUAGUGUGCUCAUCAGUGUGCUUAGUGCGAGUUUUCUAACGUUCUCGAUAGCGUAAAAGUUAGGUCAUGUUUGUUGUUCCAACUACAUACAAAAUUGGGCUAACUCGUACGCUAUCGAAUACGUUAAAAAACUCGCAAUAAGCACACUGGCAUGCCAUUCACAUCAAAAGUCGUCCGUUUAGUGUCAAACUGGGUGGGGGGUGGGGGGUAACGGUUGUGUAAUAUAUACAGGAACUAAAAUGAUUGUAAUUACGUAUUAUUUUCUUCCUCCUUACUAGAAGAUUUGUUUGCUAUGGUUAAAUGGCCAGAUCAAAAAUCGAUGCUAAUAAGAAAUAUUUUGAGGCUUCCGAUUUUUGCGUUAUUUUUUGUCAAUGUAGUCAAUAGUUAAGAUGAAUCUAGCGAAAUCUAAUUGCUAGUCAUUACGGUGACGGAGCACUCUCGGAACUGUCCAUUGGCAUCAGUACAUUUCGUAAUUAAAGGUCUGUUAAGUUGGUAUUAGCAUCAACAAUUCGAUGUUGUUAAUUGAAUUUCAAUUAUGUUUACUCCAUUCUAAUAGCUGAAGAGGUUUCUUUGUUAUAAUAUUUUUUCCAAAUUUUAAACUUUAAAUGGCUCUCCUGUAAAGUUGCAAAAAUGUCGCUAAAACCAAAGAGCCUUUCACUCCUCGAUAUGAGUCUAGGUUUAAUUUGUACGUUUUAAAAAUUUCUUUACAAUUAAAUCGCGUAUUUUCAAAGUCGGGUUGACACUUUAUCGAAUCGCUCUAUUACUUGCAUUCCAUAUUUUUGUGGUAACAAUUAUUAUUUUAACAAAUAACAACCAUUUAUACAAUGUUACCUUAUUUUAGUAGUAAUUACAAUUGUAUCCGUGGCCACUUUGUAAACAGUGAUAAGUACCAAUUUGUGAAUCUGGGAAAUAAUAUUUGAAAUAUUCUCUACGGUCAGAUGCUAAUAUUGUUAAAAAUAAAAAAUGGUGCGCGUGCAAAUUGAUGCACGUGAAACUUCUUUUGCGAUGUGUAGUAUUGUGGUUCUCUUUAUUUUUCAUCAUUAAAUCAAAUUUCUUUUGUAAUAGGGAAUGCUGUGUAUAAGAAAAACGACCUAGCUCACUUUGUCUUUUCCCUCUCUCCACGGUCGAGUGGUUCGCGAGACGCUGUCUAUUUUCUCACUCUCGCUCGUCCUAAAUUCAAUCUUUUCUCUCUAACCGUAACGAAUCGGCCGUGAGUUAAAUUAUAUUCUUAACGCGCCUAAAGAAGUUUCCCUUCAAAAUGUUUAUUAAUCAUUAAAGAUCGCCAAGCUAAACUACAAUUUUAUUUAUAAGUUUAUAAUCAAUUUAAUUUUUUAAAGUUUCAACAGUAAACUUUUACUACAUUGGAUAUAUCGCUGUUCGAGCAGUGACCACACAUGGGGAAAUGUAAUUUCAUUUUUAUAUUCAAAUAUUUUGUUAUAAAAAAAAUUUAAGUUUUUUUGUUGUUUUAAAUUCGGCAUGAAAGGAAAAUUAUUUUAUUAAAUUUAAAUGGUGAUACCUCAAGCAAUUAACGAAAGAUCGUCACUGGGUAAUUUAUAUUAACGGAUCUGUAACGAUUAUUAUUUUGGACAACGAGGAAUUUGAAGAUAUUUUACGAUGUGAUUUACCAAUUUUAAAAUUUUUAUCUGUUUAUUAACAAAAAUUCAUGUUCAACAGCGGAAUUAUUAUUAAAGGUUUUUAUCGAAUUAUCUAAAGAUAAUAAUAAAAGUAAAUCGGUUGUUUGCUUAGAUUCUAUAACAUAUGGUAUUUAUAAUUAAAAUGUUUUUUUUUUAAUUUUAUAUAAAUGUAUGUGUAUUUAAUUUUUUUUAUCGAUAAUUAUCGUGGAAGACUUACCGUUGCUGCGUCAACUGCAUUUAACAGAGACUAUGUUAUCUUCUGUAAAGUUGCAUAAAUGUCGUUGAAACCAAAUAGUCUUUCACUGGUCGAUGUAAUAGCAUAGGUAGGACCUGUCUGGUCACGUUCGAUGUUGAAUAGUCUGUAGCAUUUGUUCAAUUUUUAUAUUUAUUUUCAUAUCAUAUUUUACUGCAACUGACUAAUUUUUCCAUCGUGUAACAAGUUUAAUGAAUAAUAAAUUCUUUGAAAUGUCUGUGCUUGAACACUGCGUGUCACUCAGUCAACUACUUUCAUCUUUUAUUGGAACUUAAAUAAUGUAAUUUUCUUUGUAUACUUAUUUCAAUAACAUUUUAAUUUAUAUCAAAUCCUCGUUUGUAAUUUGUGUAGUAGUGUUCUGUAAAUACAGGUCAAAUCGUUUCUCAGACACGCCAGCUCUGCACAAUAUUCGUUUAAAUACAUUGUUAAUAAGUGAUUUUUAAUCAACAUUGAAGCAGACAUUUUUCUGAGGUCAUUCCAUUAUGGUCAAACCAAAACUAUUCCCCGUCAAAUACCAUUUGACAUCCUUAAUUUUUACGACACUAUUAGCUGAGAGUAAUUCUUAUCGUUUUUACGUAAACGGGUAGACGAGCUGACGGCCCUCCUGAUUGUAAGCGGUACCGACGUUUCGCCCGGGCACUCGCGGCUGAUAAGCUACGAAUGUGUAAUGGAUUUAUUUGUUUUCCCUGUAAAUUGUAUGUAGACUUAAGAAUAAAUUGGAGUUGUAUCACUUGUAGAAGUGCCUUCUUCUUGUUAUGUGUUUAACUAUGUAGAAAUGUUGAAUUUUGUAAAUUAAGAAUAAUAAAAUUUAUUAUUGUA